AGCACACAGGAAGUAAGGGGUGCUAGGAGCAAGAUAUAAACGACCGACAGCAGCACAUCACUUCAUACCAGACUUGUAGUAAUGGUCAUAUUCAACAUGGCCUUAACAAAGUUUGCCUCAUUUCUCGCUGUGAUUUCAUUUAUUCAGAUUCUGAGCACCGUGUCUUCCUUGACGAUGGACCAAAUUAUUCAAAACGCGGCUACAUCAAGCGCCCAGUUCGAUUUCAUGGAUGAGGCCGCUGGCGAGGUGCAGGUGGAACUCGACAUGAAGUUCACGAUGGACCAGUGGAGGGAGAUAAUCAAACUAAAUAAAACCAGCGGAAACACCAGAGAGAAGCGGAAAGCCGUCCGGAACACGCGACUUCGGUGGACGUCAAAGAGGAUCCCAUACGAGAUAACCGCAAAUACAUUCUCGACCAACGACCAGCGACAGAUCCAGAAUGCGAUCAACGACUGGGAGAUGUACACGUGCCUCUCGUUUCCACAGAGAAGCACUGGGAACCGAAUGAGAUUUCAAGAUGGCGGCGGCUGUUCUUCGUUCGUGGGGAUGUUGGGGCGUGGUCCUCAGGCCGUCACUCUAGCACAAGGUUGCAGACAGAAAGGGACAAUUAUUCACGAGAUCGGCCACGCCGUUGGAUUCCACCACGAACAGACCAGGCCUGACAGGGACCGCUUUGUACGAAUACUGAGGGAGAACAUCCCUCCCAACGUCUUUUUCAACUUCCAGAAAUAUUCCACAGCAGUCAUCGACGAUUUCGGCGUUCCUUACGACUACACCAGCAUCAUGCACUAUGGCAGUACGGCGUUCUCUGUGAAUGGUCGGCGCACCAUCGAGACCCUCAGACCGGAAUUUCAAAACAGGAUCGGAAACCGACGUGGCCACAGCUUCAGUGACAUCAAACUGGCAAACAAGAUGUACACCUGCUCAGAGUCUUGUACUGGCAUCACCGAUGCUGACUGUGCCGGUGAGGGCUUCGUCGGCAAAGACUGCAAGUGUUGGUGCCCCGGAACUGGAAACAGCCCAGUUCAGUAUUGUGACGGAGGCGACAUCGGGGACGGCGGUGACGGUGGAGACGGUGGCGAUGGCGGCGGUGUCACACAAGCACCAGUGACUGGGACUUGCUUUAACAUGCACCAGAGCUGUGAAGCCUGGGCAGAACGGGGGGAGUGCCAGCGAAACCCAGGCUACAUGUUGGUCUACUGCCAGGAAUCCUGCAAUGUCUGUGAUAAAGUUGCAACCUGUGAGGAUAUGAACACCAACUGCAACUACUGGCAACGUCGAGGAUACUGCACCGACAUGUUUGUCAAUUACAUGCGCGAAAACUGUGCGCAGUCAUGUGGCUACUGUCGAAGCGAUCCUGCGGACAGCAGUAAUGGACAACCAUCACUCCACCUUACAACAUCAUUCAACACUAUCCUCAUGUGCGGCCUGACAGUGCUCUUUUCCUUCCGCCACUGAUCGCCUGUUUCCGUGAAAUCUCGAAGGCCGACGGAAGAUGACACAGAGUCGUGACUCUUGCUUUGAUCCUGCGAGUUUGAGGUUAUUGUACUCAACAGCAAGUGAGUGAGUGAGUGAGUUGGAUUUAAGACGUUUUGAACAGUACUUCAGUACAUCACAAUGUAUCAGCUUGAUGAAGCUUGGAAGCUCGGAUCCUAAACUGAAAACGUUGCAAACAUCACGCAAGAUCACGUUCUUCGUCUUCCAUCUGUGCCGAACAUCACUGUGACAAUCACCAACAAAAUAUUACAUAAUAUCACCAUGGAUGAUCCUGGGCUGCUCUAACGCUUGUGAAAAUCUUCCUUUUGCAAAACCAUUUUUAGAAUGUAGAUAUGAAGUAAAAUGACUCUUUGAAGAAUCUUGAAACUUCUAUUCAAAUAAUCAAAACACACUCAUUUUGACAUUCCACAAACUCAUUGUAUAGCAAAAGAUGCGCGAUAUCAACAUAGUUUAUCAUCAUCAUAAUCAUCAUCAUCAUCAUAAUCAUGAGUAUUAUUAUCGCGACUGACAUGCGAGUCAUUGACCGUUACCACUUCGGUUAAACACGAUCAGUGUUAAAUCUUGGGAGUCGAACCCACCAUUCCGGAAUUCUAAGGGACACAAUUCUGCACUUUGAAUAUACCAUUUGGCCACACGUUUUCCCUUCCAAACCAUACAAA
Molecule: messenger RNA, 2156 nt
Organism: Haliotis rubra (blacklip abalone)
Lineage: Eukaryota; Metazoa; Mollusca; Gastropoda; Lepetellida; Haliotidae
Product: zinc metalloproteinase nas-13-like
Exons: 12
Coding region: 82-1458 (458 amino acids)
Biological process (GO): proteolysis
Molecular function (GO): metalloendopeptidase activity; zinc ion binding
Source: RefSeq, a predicted model, not a curated record